AUGCAUCUUAAUCUGUCUUUCUUUGUUGCGUUGCUCCCUCUUGCCUCCAGCUUCGUCCACCCUGGCCUUCUCGUCACGGACAGCGACAUCACUCGCGCACAGCAAAAGAUCAAAGCAAACGCAGACCCAUGGACCACCUCCUGGAACGUCCUGACCCGUCUGCGUUUCUCCGACGCCAGCUACGCCCCUUCACCAGCCAGCGUCGUCUACCGUAGCGACUGGGACGGCAACGCCGCAAACGCAGAGAACCUCUGGCACGACGUCGCAGCCGCAUUCAAUCUCGCCCUACGCUGGAAGAUCUCCUCAAACACUACCUUCGCCGAUACAGCGAGCAACAUCCUCCAUGCCUGGGCUACCAAGCUAACCGCCCUCGGCGGCGGCGACGACAAGUACCUCACAGCCGGACUGCAGGGGUACCAGCUUGCCAAUGCCGCCGAGCUGCUCCGGGACUACGAACCCUUUGCGACCAGGGUCCUCCCGUCUGUGAUCGAUAUGGCUAAUACGAUCUUCAUACCCAUGCACUACAAGUGGCUCUGGCAUGAGGAGCCAUCGCAACAUAAUGUCCUCCACUUCUUUGCGAACUGGGAGCUGUGCAAUGUCGCGUCCGCGAUGGCCAUGGGUGUGUUGACAGACAACCAGACAGUCUGGGACUUUGCGGUGGAGUAUUUCAAGCAGGGGGAAGGGACCGGCUCCAUUCAUAAUGCGAUCACGGAUAUUGUUGAGGAGCCUGGCACAGGGGCGCCGCUAGGCCAGGGCCAGGAGGCAGGUCGCGACCAGGGCCAUUCAGCGCUGGAUGUUCAGUUACUGGCGGUGGUGGGGCAGCAGGCAUGGAACCAGGGGGAGGAUUUGUUUGCGUUGAAUGAUAGUCGUAUUCUGAGGGGGAUUGAGUACUGGGCCCGGUAUAACCUCGGCCACGACGUCCCCUUCGUGCCCUACUCCAACGGCAUCGUCAGCUUCACGGAAAUCAGCAGUGCGUCGCGCGGCGCAAUGCGGCCGACCUGGGAGCUGCUGUAUAACCACUACGUGACGAUCAAGGGGAUGGAUGCGCCCUGGACGACCAAGUUCCUCAACGAGUCUCUGAACUAUUAUGGCGGUGCGGAAGGGGGCGCAGGGUCCUGGGGCGAGGGGUCAGGUCAUUAUGAUGGGCUUGGCUGGGGAUCGUUGCUGCAUCGUCUGGAUAAGGAGGAUGUCGCGGCUCAAGGUUCGGGGGCAAACACACUGAUUGCUUCUGCGCCCUCCGGUAAAGCGACCUCGAAGCUACCGCAGAGUACACCUGAUACAAGUCCCGCGGUAUCCUCUGGCGGAAAGUCAACCUCGGCGUCUACGAGUGUCGCUAGCAGCACUCCUACACCUCAGUCUUCUCCUUCUACGCCUUCUCCCGGAACGAGUACUCCUGCAUCUACUCCAGACCCCCAGCCGACCCCGCGUCCUACUGAAGCCGGCCAGAAGCCCGGUCAUCGAGGACACCGUCAUCACCACCAUGGACAUAAACAUGGAGGAUGUCAUGCGCAUUCAUGA
Molecule: messenger RNA, 1518 nt
Organism: Aspergillus fischeri NRRL 181
Lineage: Eukaryota; Fungi; Ascomycota; Eurotiomycetes; Eurotiales; Aspergillaceae
Exons: 2
Coding region: 1-1518 (505 amino acids)
Cellular component (GO): periplasmic space
Molecular function (GO): lyase activity
Source: RefSeq, a predicted model, not a curated record